Molecule: messenger RNA, 954 nt
Organism: Clonostachys rhizophaga
Lineage: Eukaryota; Fungi; Ascomycota; Sordariomycetes; Hypocreales; Bionectriaceae
Source: the annotation of a GenBank genome assembly
AUGGUGGAGUUAAAGCAAAGAGCACAUGGCCUGGCGGAUAGAGGGCUGCCGUCGGCUUCAUUCGACGUGGUUCCCACGCACUCAUCCCUCACUGAGGCUUGUGGUCCUGGUGAUGACUGGUCCGGCGUGAAGGAGAGGGCCGAACGGCGCAAGAUACAAAACAGGCUCAACGUGAGAGCACAUCGGAAAAGAAAGGCUCUGGAGGGUGGAAAUCUGCUUGAUAACGUCCUUGCUUCUCGUAGACGCAAGCCACGCACAGGAGCCAGAUCCACGACUGGUCAGACCGCCAUUGAAGGCUCAGUCUCGAAUCAGGUCCCAACCAACGCGCAACACAGUCGGAAUACACGACAAGCCAUCUUUGCACACUUGCGUUCCAACCGCGGGCUCGGGGAACUCAAAUCGCGGUUCCCCAUCAGCCGCGAUCACCUUAUCCCGCUGAUUCAAUACAACGCCUUGCGCGCUAUACUGACCAACAUCCACGUCCUCUACAUCUGCAACUUGAUAAUCCAGCCUUUUCCGAACAGCAGCUGCGUCCCAACAGAAAUCCAGCGUGUAGUUCUGUGGGACACAAGCCAGCCUGCCCAACAGCCUCCUGACACGCUGCAACUAACGCCGCUCCAGCAACAAAGACCUCACGGGCCGUGGAUUGACACUUUGCCGCUUGCGAAGAUGAGAGACAACGCGAUCAUGCUUGAGGGCUCAUUUGACUUCGAGGAGUUUAUGACAGACUGCUUCGGAGCCAUGUGCAAUUCCGGGCGUGACAGAGACAGUUCCGGCGAUUGCGGCGUGAUUGCGUGGUCGGAUCCUUGGCAUCCGCGAGGCUGGGAGUUCACAGAGGGGUUUAUCAGGAAGUGGAAGAGGAGCAUGCUGGAGGGGUGCGAAGACACAAUAGAGACUACAAACUACUGGAGGAGUCUGAGGGACGAGGAACCUUUGGUCUGGGAUGACCUAUAG